This is a messenger RNA of Darwinula stevensoni, 2863 nucleotides long. NCBI's taxonomy places the organism in Eukaryota, Metazoa, Arthropoda, Ostracoda, Podocopida, Darwinulidae. The record is from the annotation of a GenBank genome assembly.
AUGAGAGUAACAUUGACGUUGCCCAUAACCUUGACCUUGGUGGUCAUUUAUACGAAGUUGGGAGGGUCUCAACGAUCCCGUCAACGGCAUUUCCCCGAUGACUUCUUCCGAUUCCCUUCCACAGCUUCCAGAUUCUCCUUCGACUCCGAAUCCGACUCGUUCACUUCGGUUUCUCCGAAGGGGAAUUACAAGCUUUGGACGACCUUCGGAAAGCCGCAUAGAGCCGGUGCCGGAAAUUUCCCGAAAAUCCCCCAAGUUCAUCAAAGCCUGGAUUUCCCUCUCCGGGAUGUCCUCGAUGACGAAGACGACGAUGAAAGAGACGAUGACAGAUUCCUCCCAUUCCCAUCGCGAGUCCCCGACCCGGACUUCCUGGAGCCGAGCUACCCCAAUCAGGGUUAUCAUCAUGGAGGUGGUCAUUGCAAAUCUCCUAGAGGUGAACCCGGUGAAUGUCUCCCAAUGGUUAGAUGCGUCAAUGACUACGAAUCCAUAGAGGAGAUAGCCAGGGCAACCUGUCACCUUCCAAACGGUUCCCCAGGACUCUGCUGCCUAGACAAAUUCCGUUCUCGUGGAGACACUCUCGAACCAAUACCCGAACCGACGUCGAUCUCGGCUCGUUACACUCCCAGCGUAAAGUUUCCCGAACUCAGCCUCAAGGACCUCAAUGAUGCCUGCACGGAAGGACUGGAAUCUAUCGAUAAGCGGCUCCGCAUGGAACGAGACUUGUUCAGACGGGGAAUGGUGGAGGGACGAGGAUCGGCAGCUGGGUACCAUCAACAGCACCUUGGGGCCAACACAGACGCCAUCUCCUUGGGCUUCAAUGCCAAUCGCAACGUCGAGACCUGCCGAGCCAUCGUCCGCAGGUGGCGGCUGUCGGCAGACCAGGCCAUUUACGGCUUGCCGUAUUUCAACGUGACCAACACGCUCAUCAGCAACACGUGUCCUCAGGCGCCAAGAUGCAAGAAGACCAUCUAUCGAAGCCUGGACGGAAGUUGCAAUAACCUGAGGAACCCGGCAUGGGGUCGCGCACAGACUCCUUUUCAGAGAAUCCUUCCACCUGCAUACGAAGAUGGCUUCGAUGCGCCGAGGGUGUCGGUAUCAGGUGCACCACUACCCAGCGUACGGUUGGUGAGCAUCACCGUCUCGCCGGAUGUGGACCGUCCUCAUCCGAACAUCUCCUUGCUCCUCAUGCAAUUUGGGCAGUUCGUGGAUCACGACAUCACGUUCACUCCUGUCGAGAGGAUGAUGAACGGGACUGGAAUCAUGUGUUGCCAAAACGGGACAUUCCUUCCUCGUUCCCUCACCCAUCCUGCCUGUUACCCCAUCGCCAUUCCACCCAAGGACCCUUUCUUCUCCCGAUUCGGCCAGACUUGCAUGCCUUUCGUCCGAUCCCUCCCGGCUCCUCGGUCAGGAUGUAAUUUCGGUAUCAGAAAUCAGAUGAACGGGGUUACGGGUUGGAUUGACUUAUCCACCGUCUAUGGAUCCGGUGACGACGUGGCCAGGACACUGAGGGCAUUCCGAGACGGGAGACUCAUGAGUACAAAUGUGAACAAUCAAGCCAUGCUCCCGCUGGAUACCGAGAUAAUGAGGAUGUGCUCCGACGGUCGUCAGGACAUUCUCUGCUUCCGAUCCGGUGACACGCGUGUGAACGAAAACAUCGAAUUGACAUCGUUGCACAUCGUAUGGCAUCGGGAGCAUAAUCGACUUGCUGAAGCCUUGCAGCAGUUGAAUCCGCAUUGGGACGAUGAAACCCUGUACCACCAAGCCAGGAGGAUCAACAUAGCGGCUCUUCAACACAUGACUUACAAUGAGUUCCUGCCAAUCGUUUUCGGAACGGAAUUCUCGGCCAAAUAUAAUCUCAUCCCCCAACGCCAUGGCUACACGAAGCAGUAUAACGAGAGCAUCAACCCUACUGUGACGAAUGUCUUCUCCACUGCCGCCUACCGUUUUGGACACACCCUCGUCCAAGGAUGGAUGCAGUUGCACUCACCCCACGGAGACGUAUUCCGAGAGCUGGAAUUCUCUCGAAACCAGAAUAACCCAAGUGAGUUGUACCGACCAGAAUCUUUCGACGGGCUUCUUCGAGGAAUGGUCUCGCAACCCAGUCAGGAAUUCGACACCCAUUUCACCAAUCAGUUGUCGAAUCUCUUGUUCAGGGGAAAUAGAUCAUUUGGCCUCGACCUGGUUGCAUUGAAUACCCAGAGAGGUCGCGAUCAUGGCCUCCCUGGUUACAAUUUCUUUCGAGAACUCUGUGGUCUGCCCAGAGUGCACGAUUUCCACGGGCUACUCGACCUCAUCGACCCACCUCUGAUCGAGAAAUUCCGUCACUUGUACACUGAUGUGGACGACAUAGACUUGUACAUCGGAGGGCUGGCAGAGCGUCCCUUGGGACACGCUUUGGUUGGACCUACUUUCGCCUGCCUCGUCGGGGAUCAAUUUGCUAGAUUCAAACGAGCCGAUCGAUUUUGGUACGAAGAAGGCGGCACCUCCCAUUCUUUCACCGAAGGAACCCACGAGUGCCUUGUCACAGCGGAGCCAUCCCCAGUCCAAGCCUGGAACCAUGGAGAGAAGCAUAUCGAGGGGGUAGACUCUUCAAAAAGUGACACUUCCCUCUUUAGGUAUGCGGAGGAUGAUGCUGACAAUUUCCCUAUUGUAUGGACUAGAAGUGAUCGCAUUGCUCAGUGGUUCGAGGGAUAGAACUCCAAGUGUGUCAUUCGUCCAACAUGGAGUACAUUAACUUAUGAGCAGGGAAUCAAUUCGAAGUUACCUUAGAAAGGACUCGAUAAAUAUUGUUCAGGUUGGUGCUGGUGCUCGUCCAUUCCAUGGUCGUGCGUGAGAUUUGACUUUGGUGGAAUUUGUCAGGAAU